This is a messenger RNA of Quercus robur (English oak), 1198 nucleotides long. Its product is annotated as syntaxin-51-like. Lineage: Eukaryota; Viridiplantae; Streptophyta; Magnoliopsida; Fagales; Fagaceae. Gene Ontology annotation, molecular function: SNAP receptor activity; SNARE binding. The coding region runs from base 273 to 968 and encodes 231 amino acids. The record is from RefSeq and is a predicted model, not a curated record. Gene Ontology annotation, biological process: vesicle fusion; intracellular protein transport. Gene Ontology annotation, cellular component: SNARE complex; endomembrane system. The transcript has 6 exons.
GUGAAAAUUAACGCACGUACAAUAGAAACAUACAAACACGUGAAAUUCAUUGGUGAUUAUUAGUAGAGCUUCAACUUCAAUUAAUGUACAUUCAUUCAUAAACGGACAAACACUCCAAACACUGUUGCUCUUCUCUAUCUCUCUCCAACUAUUGAUCCGUUCACGUCACUCUGUUUUUCUCUAAGCUUAACCACGUCUUCCUUCCUUCAAAACUUCAUACAAUAUAUCUUCCCUUUUCAAUCAAAUAAUCUCCCAUCAAAAUAAAAGCUACAAUGACAUCUCCUUCUGACUCAUGGAUGCGAGGAAUCAAUGAAGCAUCAAAAUUAGCUGAGGAUAUCAAAGAUAUGAUUGCUGGAAGUAGUUCACUGCCUCCAUCUGGACCAGAAACACAGCGGCAUUUGUCAACAGCUCGGAGAAAGAUCACAAUAUUAAGGACCAAACUUGAGACUCUCGAGUUACUUCUGUCAACGCUUUCUAAUACGCAGCCAAUAACAGGAAAAGAGAUGAAUAGGCGUCAAGACAUGCUAAAAAAUUUGAGUUCCAAAGUCAACCAGAUGGCUGCUACUCUUAACAUGUCCGGCUUCAAUAAUAGAGAUAGCUUGCUUGGGCCUAAUAUAAAGCAAGAUGACAUCAUGAACAGAACAAAUGGCUUGGACAACCAUGGUCUUGUAGGCUUUCAGCGGCAAAUUAUAAAAGAACAAGAUGAAGGUCUUGAAAAAUUGGAGGAGACAGUAACAAGUACAAAACACAUUGCAUUGGCAGUCAAUGAGGAACUUAACCUCCAUACUAGGCUUCUGGAUAACUUGGAUCAGCAUGUGGACUCAACAGAUUCCCACCUACAGCGGGUGCAAAAGAAACUGGCUGUGCUGAAUAGACGUACCAAAGGCGGUUGCUCUUACUUGAUUCUGCUGGUCAUUGCUGCUGUGAUUCUAAUUAUUGUUGUUUGGGCACUGAUCAAGUAUUUGUAAAAUUAAAUGAUCAUAAGCUCGACUAUUGUGUAAUUGUUCCUCAAAAUUAGGACAAGUGUAAAAAGUGUUGAGGAUACAGCAAGAAUUGCUUAAGGUUUGUGAAUAAACUAUAGAUGAAAUAGAAAUUUAGAUCAUCAAUGGCUUGUGGAUCGAAAGUAUUAUUCAUUGGCCAAACUAAACUCAAUGUCAUAUUUAUUAUCAUUUUGCUUGCUGUGGCCCAUAUUGUAUUA